Molecule: messenger RNA, 1527 nt
Organism: Colletotrichum godetiae
Lineage: Eukaryota; Fungi; Ascomycota; Sordariomycetes; Glomerellales; Glomerellaceae
Exons: 1
Coding region: 306-1400 (364 amino acids)
Source: RefSeq, a predicted model, not a curated record
GACAUCUGGUGGGACCAGGACCGGACAAGGGGAGCAGGUAGGGGGGGUGAGAUCCAAAAACGUUUGUGGUUACAUCGGGGCAUGCAAUGUAGGAUUUUCUUGCAUAUCCUCUCAGAGGAAUAGGUGCUGUCGUUGAACUGUUUGCCUUGAGAUUUGCAAAGGGUUACCGCCAUGCCUUGCUUUCUUGGGUGAUGGAGGUGGUCUGAUUCGCAGCAUUCGCUUCGCUUAAAAGAAAACGUUUUCCCAGUUGCGGAAUCCUGUAAACCACUUGGCAGUGGACGUGCCAACUCGCGUUCUUAUCCAUUAUGGCUAUGUCAAUCCUGCCUGGCGAACUUAUUCUUGACAUUUGUUCCAGGCCAGGUCUUUCCAUCGACGACCUGAAAUGCCUUCGACUAGUCAAUCGCGCCCUUUGCGCCAUCUCGACUCCGCUAACAUUUCGUCGUAUCUACAUUUCCAACUUGCAUAGGGACCUCGAAGCCUUCCAAAAGAUCACGUCUACCCCUCACAUAGCUUCUGUUGUUAGAGAAGUUGUCUUUCUUGAGGUUCCUGAUUUCAUCACAUACGAACAUGAGAUUCGAUACGACAGAACAAACCUAGUCCCAACAUUCUACCGAUUCGCUCUGUGCCAUAGGAUCGCCAACAAUUUCUGCCAGCCUAACGAGCCAUACUUCGCAUCGAUCCAUCCUGACCGACAAACUAGGGCCCUUGUAGAUGCAGUAACAGUCUACUGCCAUCAAUUAAGGUCGAUGUCAAAACUCACCACCUUGGUCGCAGAGCCAAUCAGCAUUACUCGACUGCUAGCCUUCGGGGCCGAUAUAAAACAUCCAUCUGCAGAGGAUCAACAUGACUGCGAAGUUCUCCUCGAGGAUGCGACAGUGGGAGAUUCCUCAUGGCCUGUUGUCGGCUUUCGGGACGUCUUCCCUUCCCUUCUUUCUGGAUCAGAGCUGGAGAUUUCGAGCCUGGCCUGCGGAAAGAUGGGAAUGAAGCUAUUCGAGGAAGGUGAGAGCGUCGAAGAUCUCAUGGCCAGCUUCGAUCCUAGACGCGAGAUGGGUGCGAACAAGUUUGCGAGGCUCACAUCUAUCGACCUGGAGUUUUCCUGGAUGCUGCCUGUCGACCUUCCCCAAUGCCUUGCUGCCGCCACUGGGCUACGGAAAUUGCUUCUACGGAUGCAAAAGAGGGAAGGAUCUGAGUAUCACGCAAUCCGUAUUUUCGGAGAGCUCUCACGUUUAUGCUGGGACAAACUCGAGCACAUGCAGACCAUCAACGUCCCCUUUUCACAUAAAGAUUUGUGUACUUUUGCCGCGCGUCAUCCAAACCUGCGGCGGAUGCGCGUAGACGAAAAAUUCGUCAAUCUUGCUGAGGCCAGGAAAGAAGAAUGUAUGUGCAAAGUAUAUAAUUAGACCUAUGAUAGGAGGCAAGGGCUCGGAGGGCCAUCCUUUGAUCUUCAAUGACCGACCUUCGAUCGUACAAAUACCACGUCUUAUAGUCGAGAUAGCGACGUAAUUCACAAUUACAAAGUUCUCCAAC